Molecule: messenger RNA, 1056 nt
Organism: Mycotypha africana
Lineage: Eukaryota; Fungi; Mucoromycota; Mucoromycetes; Mucorales; Mycotyphaceae
Exons: 6
Coding region: 212-817 (201 amino acids)
Source: RefSeq, a predicted model, not a curated record
AUUUUCUUCUUUUUUCUGUUAUUUUUCUUUGUGUAAGAAUCAAUACAACUCAAUACAUAAGACACAACAACAGCUACAGAAAAUUCUGUUUGUUUGUUACUUCUCGGCGUACGACAUUCAAUCCAGCCAUAUUCUCUGCUUGUCGUUUCCUUCAAAGUCAGCAUCUACAGCACCGCCGAAAUCGACAAAAAUAGUGAUCGUUUUCUAUUCAAUGGAUUCCAUGAGUUGUCUACAGACCUAUUUCGAGAGUCAAGAUGAUAGAGAAGCUGCCGCUUUGGUAGCUGAUAUGAUUGCUUUGCUUCCAUCGAAAUACAUCGAUUCUACAUCUGCCAUCAUGGAUAAUGACGGUGAUAGCCAUAUGGAUACGCAUAGUAUGGAGAAACAGCCAUUCUAUCAACAGACUGAAUGUGAUGACGCUAGAGAAGUAGUCAAUAACAAUCAACAACAAUAUCUUUGUAUGCUAGAACACGCCUUGUUGGCAAAGGAGUCUGAAAUUGCAAUGUUAAAAGAAACAGCUUUAGAAUGGAAGCACAGAGCUGAGGCAAACGCACAAAAUUAUUCAGAGUUGAGAUAUACAAGAAAUUUGGACACGAAGAAUGAUAUCAUUUUGAGCUUAAAAGAGCAAAUAGAUUAUCUAUCGGAUCGAUUGAACCAUGAUCAUCAAACGAGUCACUUUAUAGCUGCAGAAAAUAGAGAAGGAGAAGACAUGAUCAAUGCAAACAGAAACAGACAGAGUGUAACCGUUCAGAGACAUCGCAUGAACGAAGAAGUUAAAUUUGAUACACUUUUGGAUGACGGGUGCUUCUUUAACAACUAGGAACAGUACAGCUCACAAAAGAGUACAUAAGCAGAAACCAGCCUUCUUUUUUAAGCGCGUGUUCAAAAAGGCAUUCCCUACCUUCUGUGACAAUAACAACAGUAGCAAGAAACCAAAUUUAGAUUAUACAAAAACCUAUCAAACAGCUACAGCAAAUGACAUUCCUUCUAGUGAUGAUGUUGACGAUGACAGUAUCCCCAGAAGUAGUACAGACGAGACCUUGUUGGGAUCUUAUGCUA